Molecule: messenger RNA, 1651 nt
Organism: Macroventuria anomochaeta
Lineage: Eukaryota; Fungi; Ascomycota; Dothideomycetes; Pleosporales; Didymellaceae
Exons: 1
Coding region: 143-1651 (502 amino acids)
Biological process (GO): positive regulation of transcription by RNA polymerase II
Cellular component (GO): nucleus
Molecular function (GO): zinc ion binding; transcription cis-regulatory region binding; DNA-binding transcription factor activity, RNA polymerase II-specific
Source: RefSeq, a predicted model, not a curated record
AUCGAAUCCCUUCUUCACAUGAGCCCAUUCUAAUUGCAAGACGUCCGGCGGCAUUUCAAUUGACCCCUCCAAGCAAUGCACCGUUUUUGUACAUGAAGAGCUUGGAAUAGAAUGGAUCAUACUCCCGCACUAGCACCUCUUCAUGGCGACAACACAUAAACGAACGCGAACUGGAUGCUGGACAUGCAGAGAAGCUGGAUACAAGUGCGACGAACAGAAGCCUUUCUGCCAACGAUGUACAAGACUCAAGAUCACUUGCAAAGGUUACGGUGUCAGACUCAAGUGGCAAGAUCAUACUGUCGGAACGGUGGUGAAAAAGCCGCGAGCUUCUAGGAAGAAGAAAGUGUUCGAUAACACCUGUAGUUCCAUUCCAGCGAGCGUUAUCAGUGAUGAAUCGACAUCUUCUUCAUUCACGAGUACACCUACUACGUUGCAAUCGCCUAUGUCAGUAUUCAGUGUCCCACGCACACCCGUCCAUAGCACAGGUCUAGGUCCGGACUUCUCUGCAAGCGAUAGGAGACUGCUCCACUACUGGGUCGAACAGCUCUCUUCAUUGAUCUCCGUAGCCCCGAGAAAUGGCAGGCCGACCCCGUUCCAGCUCCAUUUAACGUCAAUGGUGUACGACUCGACCGCUCUUCGAUCGACUGUACUAUCGAUGGCAGCGCACCACCUGGCUCUACAAACUUCGGAUCCGUCACUGCGCUUCCAGGCUUACCGUCAUCAACGCGAUGCUAUUCAUCUGCUACAGGAUCUUAUCCAGGACCCUCGACAGGCGCACUCCGAGUCCGCGCUUGCCACCGUGUUGAUGAUGCAGGUUUCAGCACGUUUGUUUGGAGAAGACGAUGAAGCAAAUGUGGUCAAUCACCUGAUGGGAGCCAAAGCCAUGAUUGCCAGACGUGGAGCAGAUGACUGGCUGGGUCCAUCAAGCGCACGCUUUCUCUUGAGCCUCUUCGCAUAUCAUGAUAUUCUCUCGUCCAUCUCACGAGGCCAUCGACCUUUGUUCGAUCACGGAGCAGACUUCAAGGCAAUAGAAGGCGUAGAAGAUAUGCGCAGCAUCGCUAAGGUCUUGUUAAUCGUUGCGCGAACAAGCCAACUUCAACACGCAAUCAAGAUCGGACGAGAAGGUGGCAGAGAACCUGCACUCACCGAAGAGGAAGACGCCACUGGCCGGGAUCUCCAGCAGAAGCUGCUAGCCAUGCAAUUUGAUGCUCAGCGCAACGAGCCUCACAACAAUUUAGAUAUCAGCCUCACAGCUGAGGCCUACCGCCACGCCGCAUUCAUCUACCUCUACCGGACCUGGCUUGGUGUGGGCGCCCCGAAUCCUAUCAGCAUUGAACACAUCCAGAACUGUUUAGCCUACAUAUCACGAGUUGACGUGACAUCGCCUCUCACAUCUUCACAUGUCUGGCCGUUAUUCACAGCAGGUUGCGAGGUCAUCGAUAACACACAGCGACAAUUUGUGAGAGACAGAUUCCAAGCCAUGUAUGCCUCCAAGUUAUUUCCGAGCUGGAAUAGGGUAAUGCGAGAUAUCGAGGACGUGUGGGCUGCCAAGGAUGAGGAGGAAAGAAUGAAAGGGCAGGAUGGGAUGGCGAAGGUGGAUUGUAUUCAGGUUAUCUUGAGGAGGAGAGGAAGGGAGGUCGAUCUUGCGUAG